Molecule: messenger RNA, 1498 nt
Organism: Ananas comosus (pineapple)
Lineage: Eukaryota; Viridiplantae; Streptophyta; Magnoliopsida; Poales; Bromeliaceae
Exons: 4
Coding region: 113-1228 (371 amino acids)
Source: RefSeq, a predicted model, not a curated record
CUCUCUCAAGGGUUUAAGGCAUUGUUUGGGUUUUACAUUUACCACCUUGCCUUUCCCUUCCCUCAGAGAGCAAAGAGUAGCAGAAACUAAGAAGAAGAAGAAGAAGAAGAAGAUGGUGGGGUUUUACCUUCUUCUCUCCCUUCUCCCUCUCAUGGGUCUUACUGUUGCAGGUCAAGAAGAAGCUUCUUUUGAGUUGGUACACCUCCAUGAGCAAAGCCAACAAACCAUUCCCCUUCUCACCCCCUACUCAACAAACACACAACCCACUGGGGUCUCAGUGAGUAAAAGAGACAUUUUUAUGGUCUCUUCAAGUGUUUUAGCAGCAGAAAAUUGGCUGAGGACCCAUGUGCUAUCUCACUUCCCAUCAAAGAACAUCACCACAAUUGUAGUAGGAAGAGGCAUUCUCUGCAACAGGGGCCGUGAGCAUUUGUGGGGCUUGAUCACUCCCUCUGUGAAGAGCCUGCACUACUCUGUGGUCAGAUGGGGCCUGGAGAAGGAGAUCAAAGUCGGCGCCGACUUCUCCGAGUGUUUACGGAACCCCGCAUUGCUCUCCAGCUUUGAACUCAAGCCUCUGUUGAGUUUACUACUCCAAGAUGCUAACUUUGUGUGCUUGGUUUCAUCUUCUCAGUUGGAAGUUGUGGAAAGGUUGGGUUUUUAUAGGAAUGGAAACAUCAGGGUGAUGAAAGAGCCAAAACCCAUAAGGAGAAAGUUGUAUUCUUUGAGAUUUGGCUCAAAUCCAUUUGGUUUCGAAGCCUAUGGUAGGCGCCACAAGCCCCCUUCUUUCCCAUUCCCACCACCCCCUGCUUUGGCACCCAAUUCCCCACCUGAAGCCUUUCCCGUUCCCGUGCCCGUUCCUGCGAACCCACCCGAUGUGUUCCCGGUCCCGCCGAUGCCUCCGUGCCUGGCGGCGCCAACAGUGGCGCCGCCCCCGGGGUCGGGGGAGGAGGGGAUGGGGGGAUUGUGGUGUGUGGCAAAGCCGACGGUGCCGGAGGAGAAGCUGCAGGAGGCGAUGGAUUACGCGUGCGGGGAGGGCGGGGCGGAUUGCGAGGAAAUUAAGCCUAAUGGGAGUUGUUAUUAUCCGGAUAAUGUGGUUGCGCAUGCUUCGUAUGCUUUUAAUAGUUACUGGCAGAUGACGAAGCAGCGCGGAGGCAGCUGCGGCUUCGACGGGACCGCACUUCUCGUCAAUACCGAUCCUAGUUUCCUCCAAUGCCGUUUCGUACUUAGUUGAGAUGGUCGUGAUUAGUGCUUAAAUCAGUUUAACCAGCAUCGCAUGAACCGUUUGAAGAUAAAAGGAAAAAAAUGCUCUUCUGGACAUGUAAGAAAGGAUGAUGGAAGAUUUGAAACUAGCUUUUGGAUGAACUGAAUUUCAUUUAUGCUGGUCUUUUUUUUUUUUUUUUAUUUCUCCUUUCGUUUUUCCCCUUUUUAUUUUGGUUUUGUACUUCAUCUGGGUGUUUACUGAACAUGAUGUUAGUUAAGUAACUAAUGACUCUUUAGCGUA